AUGGGGCAGAAAGGUGGUGCUAUCUGGGCUGAAGAAAGUGACGGAGGCAAAGCAAGGGGGGAACCAUCAAGGGACUUUGCAAAGCUUUAUGAACUGGACAAUGAUCCUCAGAGAAAAGAAUUUUUGGAUGAGUUGUUUGUCUUUAUGCAAAAACGAGGAACCCCAGUGAACCGCAUUCCCAUCAUGGCCAAGCAAGUGCUGGACCUGUACAAACUUUAUAAACUGGUGACAGAGAAAGGAGGCCUGGUGGAAGUUAUAAACAAGAAGAUCUGGAGAGAGAUCACUAAAGGACUCAACCUGCCAACCUCAAUCACAAGUGCUGCCUUCACUCUACGCACACAGUAUAUGAAGUACUUAUAUCCAUUUGAGUGCGAGAAGAAGGGUCUGAGCUCUCCUGUGGAGCUUCAGGCUGCCAUUGACAGUAACCGCAGAGAGGGCAGACGUCCCAGUUACACCAACAGCUUGUACCGCUAUUCCCCCUCCCCAGGGUCUGCCCCCCACGCCCUGCUCACCUCACCCACCCUCCAGGCCACUCCGACCGGGCACAAUGGCAUCAGCGCUUCUGCAAGCCCCAAUCUCAAGAGAAGUGCAGAAGAAGCUACACCUUCUCUGCUCCCUGCUCGGCUGCCCAUGGCCCUCGCCCUGGGGCAGCAGCAGCAGCAGUUGGCGCAGGCUGCAACUCUGGAGCACCUUAGGGAGAAGCUGGAGCGCGGAGCUGGAGGAGCGCAAGACGGUCCAGAGAAGAAGAUGAUACGAUUGGCCGAGGAGCAACAGCGCCUCAUGCAACAGGCCCUACAGCAGAAUCUCCUGGCCAUGGCCUCCCAUUUCAAACCUAUGAACCUCAAGCUCAAUAAUGGCCAGGACAAUAAGCAGGACAUGUCCUUCUCCAUCUCCACUAAUGGGUCAGCCAGUAUCAGUGUGUCAGUGGAGGUCAACGGCACAGUUUACUCAGGUACCCUUUAUGCCCAGAAGGCGUCAGCUCCUCCCGUGGCCUCACAAACAGUCACUGCAGCAGGCACCAGCGGAUUCAGUGCCCUCUCCUCUAACCUAUCCCCCUCCUCUUCCUCUUCACCCUCCUCCUCCAAGGGACCCAACUAAAUCUCACCCACAAAUAACUUAACAUACCUCUCUUGUCAGAUAACCACGCAACCUCAACUUUACAAUGUUCAAGUGGCUUCCCUCUCAGGAAAUGUUUUCUUUAUCUAAUAUUUAUAGCAAUGAUUUUGUAUUUUUUUUCUCUCAUAGCUAUUUUAUUUUGCAAAGGGAAGCAAGUCAGAGACCAAACAGUUACAUCUGAACAAGAUAUGCGAUUCAAAUCGAUUUCAAGUGCACAGUCUGAAUGUAACUCUUCAAUAUUCAGGGGAUCUCUUCUAGUUGUGAUAUAUUAACCUCAAAUCAUCAAAGCUUCAGGUAUCAGAUUGCCAUAUAGUGCCUGGUCAGAGUUUUAAUGUAGUGGCAUUGUUUUCUAAAGGGCUGUCCUGAUUGGUCAGAAUUGUCUGUAGAGAACAAAAGAGAAAUUCAAUCUGGAUGUGUAGGUGUCAACUACUUUAACAGCUUGGUUUAUGAUACAGUUCUUGUCAAUAGAACAAUGAGGUCUCCAAAGUGUAGCUAACAAAGACCAAAAAGCCUUAUUUCCUGUCUCCUCUUAUGUGUGUAUAUAUAUAUAUAUAUAUAUAUAUAUAUAUAUAUAUAUAUAUAUAUAUAUAUAUACAUAUAUAUAUAUAUAUAUAUAUAUAAUAUAUACACCAUUAAGUGUCCCUGUUAACUUGGCGUGUUUAAGGCAAUCUUAGUCAUGUUCACAACCUAUUUCUGCAAAACUUUGUACAUAAAAAGUGAAAUCAAGAGUGUUGGUGGAAUUGGUUAAUGGAUUUUUAUAAUAUUUUUUGGUUUGGUUUUUGAUAUUGCACUAAUGAUUUGACUUGGCCUCAAUAUAUACUCAAAAAUAUGUCUUAGUUUUGUCUGUAAUCAAAAAGGCAAGAGGAUUGGGUUUUUGAUACACAAGGUUUCUUCUGAAUGUAGAUGUAACAAUGUACCUCAGUUUAUGCAGCGCUCAGGAAGUUUUACCGUUCACUGUUAUACUAUAUACUGCUGAUGUAUUUUAUAAAGACAGGGAAUGUGUCCUUAAUAAUAAAAUAACCUCAUUUAUUUACACACUCUGAAACAGUGCUACCUCACACUUCUAGAGAAAUAUGCAAUACUUUUCAGCAGCAUUUGUUUGUUGGCUAAAAGUAAACUGUAAGUGGACAAUCAAGAUGACAUAUCAUUGCAAAUGUCACUGUGAAAUAUAUAGAGAACCUUAUGUAACCUCAGUUUUGUCACAAUUAUAAUGUAUUUCUUGGACCUGCCUGUGGCCAUGAAUAAAACAAUCGUGUGUGCUGU
Boleophthalmus pectinirostris (great blue-spotted mudskipper) is the source of this 2379-nucleotide messenger RNA. RefSeq names its product AT-rich interactive domain-containing protein 3B-like. The transcript is spliced from 8 exons. The coding region runs from base 1 to 1098 and encodes 365 amino acids. Gene Ontology annotation, cellular component: nucleus. Gene Ontology annotation, molecular function: DNA binding. The record is from RefSeq and is a predicted model, not a curated record. Lineage: Eukaryota; Metazoa; Chordata; Actinopteri; Gobiiformes; Gobiidae. Gene Ontology annotation, biological process: regulation of transcription by RNA polymerase II.